AUGGCUCGUAUCCAGAUUCCUCUCGACGUUCUAACGUCGCGCCUGAAUAUUUCGGAUCGCUUCGAGGGGUUCCGAAACACUUCACUCUCCAGCAGAUUUGCCAACAUGCGCCCCGUUGGUGAAUUCCUCGACUUCAAGCGCCUCUCGAAACCAGCAAAUUUCUCCGAAGUCCAGUCGCGUGUUAAUUACAACCUUGGAACUUUCUCGAGCAACUAUGCCUUGGUUUUCGUGCUCCUCAGCAUCUAUGCCUUGAUUACGAAUCCUCUCUUGCUCUUCGAUCUCGUGCUUCUAAUUGGUGGCAUGUGGCUUCUUGGUCGGCUCGGUGGACAAGAUCUCACCAUCGGUACCUUCCAUGCUACAUCGUCUCAGCUGUAUACCGGUUUGCUCGUCACCUGCGGUCUUCUAUUUCUUAUUGCAUCACCUUUCUCCACUGUCCUAUGGUUGAUUGGCGGUCUAGAUGGUCGGCCGCGAGCUCCCAAAUUUGCGCCCCAAUGGGGAAGACCAUCGAGGCGCCCGCGAAGAGGAUGGGGAGAAGAGGAGGAUCACGAUAUAUGGAGUACCGGGCGCAGGGUUGUGGAGGAGUUGUUGGAGGACGACGAAUCGGAUACACAAGGUGCUGAUUUGGUGACUACAUCUGGUAAUAGGCGGUUUGCGAGUGAUCCGCUUCGGUUCACAGGAAUAGAUUUAGGCGGUGGUGCUCAACCACGAAAUGGUCAUGCUUAUCAAAAUUCGGACGAAGACGAUGAUUCUACGGAAGACGAUUCCCAGGCCACAUCUGACGACUCAGACCAAGAGGAUGAUCCCGCUACGAGAGAACUUGACGAGGCCCUGGUACAAUCUGCUCUCGCCAGGAUGCGAAGGGCCCAAGCCAAGGGCAAGCAGGAUGUUAAACUUAAUAAGCAAGAGCUUGCAGCUCUUGAACGCAGGCGGAAACGUCUACAGGCUGAAGCGGAAGCUACAAAACGACGUAAUGGAAAACAACGGAAAGAAAAAGAACAACGUUAUGCCGUUCCCCUUUCACAUUUCGGGGGUCCAUCUGGCUCCAACGAAUCCCUAUCACGACGUGCCCUACCUUCGACCGACGAACAAGACCGACAACUUGGCCCACCAAUGGGCCGAUUUCCUCCCCCUAACGCAUCUCGUACCCGCCCUCGUUCGGGAACAUCAUCUACAUCAUCUACCUUUCGUCCUCAAUCCACUGUAAGAGAGACAUCACCCUUUGAUUAUCAAUACGUAAACGCACCCCCCAAUACCCGACAUGCCUCCGAUCCUUCAGGAAGACCUACAUCUUCUCGCUUAUCCCACCCACAUGACGAGGAUUGGACACCUCCUUCCUCAUCGUCGUCUCACGAAGCCAGAGAUCCCUUCCAAUAUCAAACUGCGGGACCAGAGGCCGCUUCGGAAGUGCCGUAUGGUGUGAUACAUCGCAGGCCUGUUCCUACUGCAGUCAGGAGUAGUCCACGGAGAGCUAAGAGCCGGGAUGCGAGAGCUCAACAGGAAUUAGAGGAUGAGACAACAAGUGAUGAUGGAGGGCACGGCGGGCGAAUUGGUAGCCGAGGUGAGAUUCUCGUUGAACAAACGUCACCUUCACCUGAGCGGCCCAAGACCAAGAAACCCUCGUCUAGCCAGGCGUCUGUCAAACGGAAAGCAACUAGUAGUGGUAAAAAACGAAAAGGGAAAUGA
Hypoxylon trugodes is the source of this 1683-nucleotide messenger RNA. Its product is annotated as PRA1 family protein-domain-containing protein. Bases 1 to 1683 code for a protein of 560 amino acids. Gene Ontology annotation, cellular component: Golgi apparatus. The transcript is spliced from 2 exons. Lineage: Eukaryota; Fungi; Ascomycota; Sordariomycetes; Xylariales; Hypoxylaceae. The record is from RefSeq and is a predicted model, not a curated record.